AUGGGUAGACAAAACUAUGUAAAGGAGUGUGACGUGAGUGAGGAGGUUUGGGAGCCACGUGGCCACCACCGCCUUAGUAACAAUGCUUCUGUGGUCACCGAGAGUGUACAUGCUCACAACUCCGUGGCUUGGGUGUGCGUUGAUAGCAGGGCUGAGGUGCUGCUAGUGGCUGUUAUGAUCUCCCUAAGCUUACUGCAUCUCCGCUUCUCAGUGAGCGGUGGCGCAGACGUAGGCGAAGCUGUCACGAACAUUGGUGAGAGCUACGUGUUGGCAAAAUUUUGUGGUGUUCAGUUACCCAUGACUGUCGCUAUCUGGUGUCCCAUGACUGUCUGGUGCAAAGUCUGGCUUCUGGGGUCAGUCAGGCGGUGGAGCACGUCCCGCGCCACUAGUCUUCACCAGCGUCCCUACAUCUACGUUCUACCCACAGGCUGUCACCGGCGUCCCUACAUCUACGUUCUACCCACAGGCUGUCACCGGCGUCCCUACAUCUACGUUCUACCCACAGGCUGUCACCGGCGUCCCUACAUCUACGUUCUACCCACAGGCUGUCACCGGCGUCCCUACAUCUACGUUCUACCCACAGGCUGUCACCGGCGUCCCUACAUCUACGUUCUACCCACAAGGCUGUCACCGGCGUCCCUACAUCUACGUUCUACCCACAGGCUGUCACCGGCGUCCCUACAUCUACGCUCUACCUACUUGGAGGCACAUCUGUUUACCCAAGUGAACUCGUCAGCCACAGUGGCGCUCGAGUCCGACCUGUACCCGCCCAAGUGUGAGAAGCCCCAGCAUUCUGUUGGUGCUCAUCAUCGGUGUCCAUGUGGUAGCGGUCCAUCGCUUGCAGGUCUCUCUUCAGAAGAGGACGCAGACCGCGGAGGCGUGCGGUCCAGCACAGGUCCAGCCACUACUGAAGGAAGAACCAAACCAGCGUGCGCUAACAACCCCAGCCUGCAACAGGAAACUGCUUCUUGUACUGGAACACGCCGGUGUGUGACAACUGGCGGAGCCAUCCAGGGAGGGAGGACAGCCCCCAGCCUGCAGGAGGAAUCUGGCUCUUCUUGCACUGGAAGACGCCAGGUGACUGACAACACACGGAGCCAUCCAGGGAGGGAGGACAGCCCCCAGCCUGCAGGAGGAAUCUGGCUCUUCUUGCACUGGAAGACGCCAGGUGACUGACAACACACGGAGCCAUCCAGGGAGGGAGGACAGCCCCCAGCCUGCAGGAGGAAUCUGGCUCUUCUUGCACUGGAAGACGCCAGGUGACUGACAACACAUGGAGCCAUCCAGGGAGGGAGGACAGCCCCCAGCCUGCAGGAGGAAUCUGGCUCUUCUUGCACUGGAAGACGCCAGGUGACUGACAACACAUGGAGCCAUCCAGGGAGGGAGGACAGCCCCCAGCCUGCAGGAGGAAUCUGGCUCUUCUUGCACUGGAAGACGCCAGGUGACUGACAACACACGGAGCCAUCCAGGGAGGGAGGACAGCCCCCAGCCUGCAGGAGGAAUCUGGCUCUUCUUGCACUGGAACGCGCCAGGUGACUGACAACAGGCGGACCCAUCCAGGGAGGGAGGACAGCCCCCAGCCUGCAGGAGGAAUCUGGCUCUUCUUGCACUGGAACGCGCCAGGUGUCUGACCAACACACGGAGCCAUCCAGGGAGAGAGGACAGACUGCCUUGCUUCAUUUAACCUAAACAAUACAUGUUGCCAGUCA
This is a messenger RNA of Portunus trituberculatus (swimming crab), 1709 nucleotides long. RefSeq lists its product as uncharacterized. The record is from RefSeq and is a predicted model, not a curated record. The transcript has 5 exons. Lineage: Eukaryota; Metazoa; Arthropoda; Malacostraca; Decapoda; Portunidae. The coding region runs from base 1 to 1176 and encodes 391 amino acids.